AUGCACGGCGUUGCCACGACCGUGCACACGGACGUGGUUCUCCUGCGAUCGCAUCACUCCUACUCUGCCCGACCACGGCUCCACAUGGGCAAGGACCAGCGAGGCAAAUGGCAGCAACCACAAGGUGGAUAUGGUGGCUGGCAACAGGACUCAUGGUCCGGCAAGGGCUAUGGCAAGGACCGGCCGCAGCAGCCCCGCAAGCCCAAGGAGAACAAGCCCGAAGCUGUGCAGUUCCCUACUUUGGAGAUGAUGACGGCACCGAGCAAGAAGGCAGGCAGCUCCCGGCGGCCGACCGAGGAAGAGGACAGCGAUGGGCAAAGCACAUCCAGGCUGGACCUGGAUAAGGAGGAGGAUGACCCCGAGGAGGACUGUGAUGACAGCAGCUCAACCAGGGUACCGGACAGUUGGACUACGCAGCCAGUGCCGUGGUCGCUAGAGUGGUUUCGGCCAUCCCUUGAUGGACUCCCUUUGAAGCCGGCUACUACAGCAGCCCUUGCCCAGACCAUCAGUUGCGAGGAGUUACUGUCGCGACCUCGAGACCCGGGUGAACUGGAGGUCCAUCUCUAUACUGAUGGAUCGGCGGCUGCUGGUCACAGCCGUAGUGGCUAUGCUGUGACGAUACUUCUACGACUUGGAGUAUUUGCUGCAGUUUUUGGCCUGUUGGGUGAGCAGUUGAUUGGACGAGAAGGCUCUCUGUGGCCGCUUGAGGCCCCAGCUGCCCUGCGGUCAGAACAGAUUGCUCUUGUCGCUGCGAUGCUUUGGGUCCUGCAAUUUCGGGCCUUUGUCUCUGAGCUGAACUGCACAAUUUUCUUUGAUUGUAUGGCUGCUGGCUAUGCCACAAACGGCCGAUGGCAGGCGCCAGACCAGUUCGGAGUCCAGGCCCAUUUGUUGGAGAUGUUCCUACGCGAGCAGCCUGGAGUGACUAUCCAUAUGGAGCACGUCAAAGGCCACAGCGGUGAUCCCUGGAAUGAAUUGACCGAUGUGGCAGCCAAGGCAGCUGCAAAUGGUGUCGGCCACUUUGGAUGUGUACCAGAGGAGGUUGGCCAUGAAUUCUUGAGCCUAGAUCUCUCAUGGCUCGCAGCAGAGGUCAGGGCCCGGAGAGACAGUGCCUUGCCUAUCAAGAAAGGCUGUCUCGAAUGGGGAGAGUUUGUCGAUGACGGAUACCGCCUUGCCCCGGGUUUGGUGGGACCUUACCUGGAAGCCCAGCUCGACAUCGCGGACUUCAAUGUGGUGAUGUUCCAGGAAACGAAAACUGGGACCAAGGGCAUGAUGUGCUAUGGCGGCAAGCCGCUCCUCGUUGAUGAACAUGACAUUACUGUCGUGGAAGAGGGCCCUCGAUUGCUGAUUCUCAAGGUCGCUGCUGCUGGCAUCCGUUUCAUGAACGACCUCGAUAAGAGCUUCCGGGGCUUUAAAGGAGCGGAUCUUGUUCUUUGCGGCGUGGACCUCAAUGGCAGGUUGCCAUGUGGCAUUGAGGGAGCUACUGGAGAUAGAGAGGCAGGGAAGCCGGAUGCGAUCGGAAGGCAAUUCGCCCAGCUUCUAACCAAGUACAAGCUUUGGGCGCCCUCAACAUUCAGCCACCUACACCAUGGUGAGGACAAUACCUUCGUCCACCCUACGGGCAGCCAGCAUCGAAUCGACUACAUGAUUGUUGGAGGUGGUGCUGCUUGCCUUCGUGCUGAAAGUGCGGUCUACGUCGAUUUUGACACAGGGGCUCCGCGGGAGGAUCACAGACUUGUUGGUGUUUCCCUGCAUGGUAUUUGCCGUGGGACUGUGAAUCGAGCAAGUUUGUGUCGCCCUGCCUACGACCGCGAAAAGAUUAUGUCCGAGGAAGGACGACGACUGCUGGAGCAAGCCUGCCAGGACUUUGUGCAACCGGAUUGGACGGUCUCCCCUGACAGCCAUUGCCAGAUGAUCCAGCAGAUGCUCCAUGCAAUGUUGCAACGGCACUUCCUUGUCGACAGGACCUCGGGCAGAGCCUCUUUCAUGCCGCCCGAGGUGUGGAAGGUGCGGGAAGCUAGAUUAAAGCUCAAGAAGGCCACGAGAGGACGCCUGACUCUAUGGCUUGACCUGGUUGCUUGGGCAUUUCGACAACUACGUGACCAAGUCGACCGCGGCAUGGUUGAAGUAGUCAUGCAAGUAGUCAACAGGCAAGGCCUGUUGUAUCAGGUCUCAGCUGCGGCUAUACGCUUCGCAGCUAUGCGAAUCAAGCGAGGCCUUGCCCAGGCCCGGCAGGCUUUCAUACGGACCAUGUUGACGGAAGGUCACCAAGGGUCCUCCCAAGUCCUUCGCCGAAUCAAGAAAGCUGGGCUCGGUGGGAGCAAGGCGAGAGCUCGGUGUAGGCCGCUCCCGGCUCUCCUGCAACCGGGCACUGGUUUACAAGUUGGGGACCGAGCUGGAUACGACCAGGUCUGGCUCGAACACUUUGGUGCCCAGGAGCAGGGCACGAUAGUCGCCAUCGGGGACUUCAUCGAGGAGGCUGCGACCCCGAUUCCCUGUGAUGAAGUCGGCUGGAGUCUCAGCUAUCUGCCGAGCCGGAUCGAGGUGCAGAAUUUGCUCAGGGCCGUUCCCAGAGGAAAAGCUGCAGGCUUGGACAAUGUGCCGGGAGAGGUAUUGGCCUCUGCACAUGUGGGAUUGACGCCGAUCCUGCACGCCCUGUAUACCAAGGCAAUGGUGCUCGCGAAGCAACCCACGCAGUGGCGUGGAGGCAUCUUGUAUGAGGCAUACAAGAAUGCUGGUGCCUCAAAUGAUGUGGCCAAUUUUCGGAGCUUGUUCGUGAGCAGUACUGUUGGUAAGUGCUACCACCGGCUUAUCAAGAACAAAGUCCACGAACAGACGCAGGGUUCCCUUCACCCAUUGUAUUGCGGCCCACGACAACGAGCUCCUGUGCUCUUCCCGGAGCUCUACAUCCUGUCGCAUGUGAGGCGGUGCUGCAAGCAAGGGCUCAACUAUGCUGUGUUGUAUUUGGACACCAAAAGUGCGUACUACAGCAUAGCCAGAGAACUGGUCACAGGUGACAUUCGUCGAGACUCCACCGUCAUUGAGAUUUUUCGGCGUUUCAAUUUGGGUCCGGAGGCUCUACAGGAGCUGAUGACGGCUGUUGCUGACGAAGGGGCGAUGGCGGAGGCUGACGUGCCGGCUGCUCUGCAGCAAACGGUGCGAGAUCUGCACCACUGUACGUGGUUUACCACGCGGUACACUGAUGGCGCCCGGGUCUGUCAGACCCUAAGAGGCUCGCGCCCAGGUGAGUCCUUUGCCGACACCAUCUUCGCCUACAUCUACAGUAAGAUCCUUUGUGCCAUCUACGAAGCAGCGACGGCGGAGGAUCUCGCAUUUACCCUGCCACUUGACCCAGAGACUGGGCCUUUCGGCAGUGCUGGAGGUUCCUCUGAGCAACCUUCCUGGGAUGCUACGUGGGCCGACGACAGCGCCUUCCCGACGGCCGCCGAGGACAGUGAGGUGCUACUACGAAAGAUCACCCGCCUCACGGCUGUGGUUCUGGGCACAUGCCAGGCCCACUGCCUUGAGCCCAACAUGAAGGCCGGGAAAACCAGCCUCAUGAUUGGGCUUCGUGGCAAAGGCUCUACCAGGGCAAAGCGUCGAUACUUCGCUGGUGGAUCCCCGGUCCUACAGAUUGAGGAGAUUGGAGCGGCGGUGCAUGUCGUCCCACAAUACCGACAUUUGGGAGGCUACUUGGACACCCGCAAUUUGAUGAUGGUUGAGGCCAGGCAUCGUAUUGCCAUGGCCACUCAAGCCUACGACGCUUCAGCUAAGCUCCUCCUCAACAGAAGAGACUUGGAUAUGUCGGUCAGGGCCGGCAUCUUGCACUCUGUUGUCACGGCCUCAUUCUUCAAUAUUGCCUUGUGGGUUGAGAAGGGUAAAGCUUGGGCCGUCCUCGAGAAUGCCUACUCCAGACUGGUGAGGCGUUUGCUGUGUACUGUGGUGCGGGGAGAGCGGCUCUUUCGGGUUGUUCCGCAGCUGGCACACAUUGCUACGGGCUGCUGGAAACUACGUUUCGUGGCCAGAAGGGCGAGGCUUAGUUUCCUUGCCUCACUCGCCCAAAGUGGACCUGAUCUGCUAUGGGCUGCGUUGCAGAAUGAGGGUGAAUGGCUCCAACAAGUUUGCGGUGAUCUACGCUGGCUUGUUGGCCAGGAUCGAGCCAUAUGGCCCGAAGCAGCCCAUGACCAGGAAUGUGGCAAUGACCUGGUCUUGGUUUGCCACUGGGCGAUGCUCAGAGCCCUCCGCCGACAUGAACCCCAGGCGGUCGCCCGGAGUGUAUGGAGAUGCUGGGCCUGCGAGGUGACCUUCAGUACAAAGGCCAAGCUGAGUGUCCACCUCUUCAAGACGCAUGGAAGGGUCGCGGCUUAUCGGCAGUUCCUCCAUGGAACGAUUUGUGAAGCCUGUGGUAAGCAGUUCUGGUCUGGAAGGCGACUGGCAGCUCACCUCCGGGCUUCAAGGCCGUGUGUCAGCACCUUGCGGCGGCAGCGACGUCCGGUUGAAAAUGUGCAACCGGGUUUCGGCAGUCGAGCGAUGAGGAAGGACGAUGUGGAGAACUACACGCUGUCCGCUCCGGAGUUGCACUUCAUGCCGAUUGCUGGCGAAGGAGAAGAUCGGUGGUUUGGGCCCCAGAAGCAGUUCUAUGAGGCUGUGUGCGAUGCCGCCUUCAGCGCGGGCUCCGGUGGCGAGUUUAGGUCGCGGCUAUUAGCUGCGGUCAAGGCGUUCCCUGUCUACCCGACCGAGAUCAGCGAGGUCUUGGAGGUCCUGCUUGAUGAGAUUGUGGCGGUGAACAACAGCCACGAGGACCGACAGUGGGAUGCGACCACCGUUGAGGAGAUGCUGUUGGCGUGCAAGGAGAUAGUUUCUGGUACCCGAGUUGAGGUUGUCAUCGCUCCCAAUGAGGUUACUAGUGACGCCUUUGAUGAGUUCCAGAAGAACUACCACGACAUUGGCUGGCAGAGUGAGGUUGCUUGUAGGCUAGCCUCGCACGGGACCCGGGCGUGUACUUUGUUUAUCCUGCCGACCCUCUGGGAAGCUGAAUGGAGGAAGGUUAGGGAAGGACUCGCUUUUUCAGCCGUGCUUGAUGAGCCAUUGGAGCUUUUGCCGAAGCCCCUCAAAGAGGCAUGGCUCGAGAUAGCCGCCGGCAGACCAGUCAAGAUCAGGGCGCCUUCGGCGUUCUGGGGCCACCCUCUGGCCGGGCCUUUCGGCCCAUGUAAAGAGGCUGUGCACAGUAAUUAG
Messenger RNA from Symbiodinium sp. CCMP2592, 5232 nucleotides. The record is from the annotation of a GenBank genome assembly. Lineage: Eukaryota; Dinophyceae; Suessiales; Symbiodiniaceae.